AUGAAGCCUGGAACACAACCUGAGGAAGAACAGAAUGAGAAAAACAAUGAUGCCUCCAGCCAAAGCUAUUUGGUAGAUGUUUUACGUAUCCUUUCAGCUGAUAACACCACUGAACAACACCAGAACCAAUCAAGAGAAAUUAUCAGGAUGCUGUUUGAAAGAACUAUGUGUCCACAAAGGGUUUAUGGGUUGCAAGAAGACUGUAAUCUGUGCCUUGAAUCAGAUAAUUUCAUAUUAAUUGCUGGUGGAGGCUUAGAAUACCAUCUUAGCGAAGAAGUGUUCCAGAAAAUUUCCCUUAUUCUUCUGUAUUAUAUUACUCAUCAUCAAGACACCUGCUCAUCAAAGCUCAGUCUAAGCAACUGGAAUUAUACAUUUUAUCUUAACAGUAUGCUCAGUUUAAGAAGCAAUGAGGAUUCCUACUAUUUUUCAAGGAAUGAAACUGAAGAUGUGCUAGAUGCAAUAAGGAAACAUUUUAAAAUCUCUGCAAAUCAGUGUGUUCAUGUUCUAGGGAAUGAAACUGGUGUCCUGACCAGCAAUGGAGCUGAUGCAAAUACACUUCCCCGUCUGGCUGCUGCCAUUCUUACAUCUGUUCUACAAGGAGCCUGCCUGGGUAAAUUACAUUUACCCUCACCAGAAUUCUUCACGAGCUAUAUUUUCAGUUCUCUAAACAGCACUACUGAACUCCAUGUAACAGCAAUAGACCAGCUUCUGAGCAUGCUAAGGGCUGGAAAGAAUUGCAGCUCAAAUGGACAAAUGUACCCCAGAAGAAUAACAGAUGCUGAACAUCAAAAUAUUCCAGUUGUAACAAAGCCAGAUAAUGGGAUAAUUAUGACCAGUUAUCAAGAAGCAAAUGAAAACACUAUUAAAUGGGAGCAGAGAUACUUCACAUAUAACUCAAGUAGCUCAAGACUACCUGAGCUACUGCUUGAUUUAAUAUUUCCUACUAUAAAACAAGAGGACAUUCUGAUUAGAUGCCCGUCUAACCUUUCCUUGAAAAUCUGCCAAGCUUGUCUCCCUGCAAAUGAGCUUGUGAAAAUAUUUUUCCAUGACAGUCAUCAACCAAUUUCUAAGGAACACUUCAAGCAAAUAAGCCCAGCAAUAAUUCAGCAGCUAUUAAGUUGUUCUUGCAAGUUUAUGGAGCCCAAACAAACCAAACCUCCACCAACAACUUUAGAGAAAUAUGGAUACAGCACUGCUGCAGUCUUACUUAUUACACUUGGAUCAAUGUUUGGCACAGCUCUCAUUCUAUUCAAUUCCUGUCAAGAAAGCUACACUCUUGUUUUACAACUUUUUGUGGGGUUAGCAGUAGGAACCCUCUCUGGAGAUGCUCUGCUACAUCUUAUUCCACAGAUUCUUGGUUUACACACACAUGAAGCACAAGAAACUGAAUAUUUCUAUGGAGGAAAAGUGCAUGUCUGGAAGAUGCUGGCUUUGAUUGGAGGAAUUCAUGUAUUUUUUCUGAUUGAAAAGGGAUUUGUUCUUUUGGUGUCACCACAUGACCAUGCAAAUAAAAGAAUUAGUUUUCUAGCCAUUAUGAUUGUGGUGGGUGACAGUCUACACAAUUUUGCUGAUGGCUUGGUAAUAGGUGCGGCAUUUUCCUCAGCAACAGAAACAGGUGUGACAACAACAAUUGCUAUUUUAUGUCAUGAAAUUCCCCAUGAGAUGGGAGAUUUUGCGGUACUGCUAAGUACAGGGCUUUCUACAAAAAUUGCCAUUUUAAUGAAUUUCAUAAGUGCCCUAACUGCUUUUAUAGGGCUUUACAUUGGCCUUUCAGUAUCAACAAACCCUUGGAUUCAAAACUGGAUAUUUACUGUCACUGCUGGGAUGUUUUUGUAUUUAUCAUUAGCAGAAAUGCUUCCUGAAAUGACUCAUGUUCAAUCACAGCGACCCUGGCUGAUGUUUCUCCUACAGAACCUUGGGUUACUAUUAGGUUGGCUGUGUCUCUUACUUCUAGCUAUAUAUGAACACAAGAUUAAAAUAUAA
Messenger RNA from Gekko japonicus, 1983 nucleotides. RefSeq names its product solute carrier family 39 (zinc transporter), member 12 (gene SLC39A12). NCBI's taxonomy places the organism in Eukaryota, Metazoa, Chordata, Lepidosauria, Squamata, Gekkonidae. The transcript is spliced from 12 exons. Bases 1 to 1983 code for a protein of 660 amino acids. Gene Ontology annotation, molecular function: zinc ion transmembrane transporter activity. Gene Ontology annotation, cellular component: membrane. Gene Ontology annotation, biological process: zinc ion import across plasma membrane; intracellular zinc ion homeostasis. The record is from RefSeq and is a predicted model, not a curated record.